This is a messenger RNA of Aspergillus chevalieri, 2031 nucleotides long. Its product is annotated as crinkler effector domain-containing protein. NCBI's taxonomy places the organism in Eukaryota, Fungi, Ascomycota, Eurotiomycetes, Eurotiales, Aspergillaceae. The record is from RefSeq and is a predicted model, not a curated record. The transcript is spliced from 5 exons. The coding region runs from base 1 to 2031 and encodes 676 amino acids.
AUGGCCGCCGCCAUCACCAGCUGGGUGCUCAACCCAAUUCAAUCUUUGACAAUGUCUCGACCGCGUACUCGUGAGUUAUGGUGCGCUUUAUCCGAUGGUCUUCAGAAGUCAUUUCCUGUGGAAUGUGUUGCAGACCAAGAUAAUAUCAACACUCUCAAAAAGAAGAUCUGGGAAGAAAUCAGGGAAAAAAUCAAGAAUACCAUACCUCACUACAGUGAUCUCAAGCUCUACAGCCCUGUGGUGCAACUCAAUCAUGAAGAGAAGUUCAGGAUUGAUGAUGGUGAAUUUCUACGUCCACGCCGAAUGAUCACGACCAACCCACUCUUCCCCGAAAGCAAGGAUCCAGAUGUGGAUAUUGUUGUUGUGAUGAGCGGAGAUACAACUACACGGAAACGGAAGCAUUCUGAAUCACAAAGUGUGAAUAUACCUCAGACACAGUCCAUUGCAGUGGAUCCGUUAAUAUGUCCUCGAGAGCAUACAGUGUCCAAACUUGCAGCCAUUUUGGAUGAUGUGAACAUAGUCCAUGUGCGUGGAACUCCAGCCAGUGGCAAAACAUGUCUCUCUCAACUUCUGAGGGACUACUAUCACAAAGAGGGAAGAAAGGCUUUCUUGAUCACAGACUGGGAAAAACUUGAUUCUGAAAAUCCUUGGGGCAGUUUUAUCGAGCUUGUCAAAAAAAAUAAUAAAGAACUAGAAGGUGCCUUCACCACUAGUUAUACCACAACUUCAUUGCAAUCAGAACAGGAUCUUUCUUGGGUUGUGACAUCAGACACUGUGAUUCUCGUCGAUGAGGCACAGAAGACUUACAGUGAUACAGUGCUCUGGAACACGAUUUUCAAAGCGAGACAGAAGUCUGUCUGUGCAUAUGAUUUUCGACUAUGUCUUUUCUGCUCUUAUGGCAGUCCAGGCACAGGCCCAGAUCAAACAUUCUUCACUCCAGUUACCCUUGCCAACAAACAACGCAUCUCAUUGACGCCACAAAGCCAGCCAGGCUCACCAUCUAUAGGCUUAUUUUACAGCAACGAAGAGUUCAAGGAUGUUGUUUCACGAUUGAUUAGGUUUCUGUCUAAGCAAAAGCAACAAUUCAGUUUUGAUGAAGAUGCCCUGGACUACAUAUUUGUGCUAUCAGGUGGUCAUCCAGGAGCGGUUGAAUCCCUAGUCAAUGUAAUUUUUCAGAACUACCGCCAUGACAUCAAACAUGGGAUUAUUAGAACCUUGACGGAAGAUCAUGUCAUCCGGUUCCUGGAGGACACCGCCAAGGUCUUUGAUAAGCUUAGUACAGAGUCGGUUGAUCGCUCUUUCCCUCAUAUAAAGAGGUGCACAAGCAAGAUUUCGAACAUAUUGAACAAAAUUACAGAGGAAGGAAGUGUUCCCUUCAAUCUGAAUGAUGCAGACAUCAGGUUCUGUUAUCAGAAUGGUUGGAUUCACAGGGUAGCUCUGGAUGGUGAUGAUAUUGCAGUUCUGCCAUCACGCUUACAUGAAAAAUACAUUGAAUAUUCGAUUGGCAUGAUAUCAAAACCCCUGCCUGCCAGAUUUGACUCACUACAGAAAUUAUGCAAAGAGAUUCUCAGCAAAUUCUCCAUCAUGAACUUAAGGAACUCAGCUGAGGGCAAAAAGAUGUCAACUGCAUCACAACCCAGACCUGUGGAAGCACAGUAUCAAGCUGAAUUCUACAGGGGAUUUGUCCAUACAGCAGGGCAAGGUGUACCGAUAUCCUCUGAAUGGUCAAGAACCAGAGAUGGUCGAGUGGAUUUCUAUAUUCCAGAAAAGAAAUGGGCCAUUGAGUUGUUGAGAGAUCAUAUUGAAGUGAAUGAGCAUAUCUCUCGAUUCAAGGAGGGUGGAAAAUAUCAUCCCUGGCUGGAGGAGAAAAUGGUCAAGGAUUGGAUCAUAAUUGACUGUGCGACUUCUUUACCAACCAAAGAGUUCUCGGAGCCUAAGCUGUGGCAUGCUGUGUUUGCCAAUGAUUAUUCCGUAUUGCAGCUGCAUAACCAUCAGAAAGCUCUUAUGAUGUCUGUGCAUCUAAAGAAUUGA